AUGCCUUGGGAGGUAUUAUUCAUGCUGGAAGAGCAAAGAGGCUUCGCGAGAUUGCAGUUAGCGGAUAUUCUUAUCAGAGGAGCCAACCUUGGGAGCUGCGGUUCUUGUGAACUGAAAGCCAGAUAUACUGAUGCAUACAUGAGCAAGUUGAUUUUGGAGGAUCUUUGGCCUGCGUAUUUCUCCAAAAUGCCCAUCUCAAUGGCGCUACAGAGGGUGGAGAUGAUGUCUGAUCGGGUCCCUCGGGGACAAAGCCACCCUUGCGACAGGGCUCACUACCACAAUGUUCCGCUAUAUAGAAUUUGUCGUAAGAAUGACAUUGGGUGA
This is a messenger RNA of Fusarium verticillioides 7600, 324 nucleotides long. RefSeq lists its product as hypothetical. The record is from RefSeq and is a predicted model, not a curated record. Bases 1 to 324 code for a protein of 107 amino acids. Lineage: Eukaryota; Fungi; Ascomycota; Sordariomycetes; Hypocreales; Nectriaceae. The transcript is spliced from 2 exons.